CGAGAGCCAGACACUAGUAGUACUGAUAAUUUUAAAAUGGCGAACUUUAUAAACAACAAAGACUUUUGGAGCGAAUUUAUUAAUCUAUAUCGCCAGUUGCCAGAAGUGUGGAAAGUGAAGAGUGAUGUGUACAGAAAUAGAAACAAGAAGAACGUCGCGUAUGAAAAACUAACCGAAAAAUUAAAGGAAAUAGAACCUAGCGCCGAUAGAGAGAUGGUGCGAAAGAAAAUAAAUGUUUUGCGUACUGCGUAUCUGAGGGAAUUGAAAAAAGUAGUGGCGAGCUAUAGAUCUGGCACAGGCACCGAAAAUCUUUAUGAACCAAGUUUAUGGUAUUUUAAAGAAUUAGAUUUCCUCAGAGACCAAGAAAGUCAAUUACCAGGGACUUCUACCAUGGACGAGCCCCAAGAGACUGAAAAUGAAGGCAGGGAUUCUUCUCGGGACGAUGGUAACCCAGAAGCAAAUGCAGCAGAAGAGGAAAAUCCAGAUACUUCUCAAGAAAUAGAAAUGCCGGAAGCUGCCACAGGACGUAGAGCUCCAAAACGAAAAGGGACAACCGAGGAAUCUCAGACCCGAAAUGAAUUAUUAAGAAUGGCUUGCCAACAUCUGCGUGCUUCCAACAAUGAGGUAGACAUUCUAGCGAAAAGUUGGGCACUGGAGCUAGUGAAAAUGUCGCCCGAGCAGCAAAUUCACGCGAAAAAGGCCAUUAGCGACAUCUUAUAUGAAGGGCGUUUAGGAACCCUUCACAGAAAUUCUGUAACAAUAAAUGGGCCAAACUCACGUCUACUUUCAUACGGAUAUUCACCUCAUACAAGUAAUAGUAGUCUAUCUCAAUCAUACCCUCCAUCUCCAGUACAAAUCACCACUCUAGAGAACAGACCACAACAUUCAUCCCAAUACGUGUACCCAUCACAUUCAAAUAAUACAAAAACUCAUUACUCCCCAGCUCCGGUACAGAUAGGCAGACCAGAAGACCCUGUAUUGUUAUUUUAAUGAACGUUAAUAAAGUAAUAAUUACUUACCUUUAUAUAUUUCUUCAAAACCUUUAUGAUUGCGUCACAGGUCUCUAUAAUAAUCUUUCCAAGUGUUUGAGCAGCUAUUGCUGUUUCGAACUUUAAACCCUCGUAAGUAAGCCCAGAAGUAAGGUAUCGUAAAGUUGCAAAUAACCUUUGCUUGGGUGAUAUUGCUUCUCUCAUUAUAGUAUGUUGUUUUUCUAUAAGUGGUGUUAUCAUUACCAAUAAUUCGCCAAAAGUAGUGGGGUCCAUUCGUAAAUAAUUUUUGUAAUCUAGUGGUGAACUCAAUUGAAGUUCCUUGAGGAGAUUUGCGUGGCUAAAAAGGGAUCUUUUCUUCAACCACUCUUUCAUCCAUACUCUCCUCUUCCUCCUUCUUUUUUUAAUACCAACAUCCUCGGAGGUUAUAGCAAUUAUUAUAGCUAAACAGGCCGCUUCGUCAGAUGGCAUGUUUCCGUAUGAACGCAACACAUACAACUGAGGUUUGUAUAAAAUAGCGCACAGUGUAUGGCUAACCAUGUUUGUACAACACUUUGUUGCGCAACAUCAGGUUGCCCAAUAUGUAUGCAGGUGUAUGGGGCCUAUAACGCUUCAAGUAAAUUAAACCGACGAAUCGAGUCACACCGACGACCUACCGAAGCUGUUUUUAAAACCGCCGGCAGAAACGAAACGCGCGCUACCGCUGUGUGUGUUUUCCACUAUUACGUAUAUAUUACAUGACACAUCGACUCGGGAAUUGACUCGUUAAACGCUUCGGUUAAAAACGCCGUGUGUGUCGGUACCCUAAGAGAGAGAUGUUUAACAAACAAUGAGAGAAUAGAAGAAAGAACAGAAAACACUAAUAUAAACGAUACCGAUGUUCCUGGCACUUAUCGGAUUAGUGAUUGUAGCAGGGGCAAAGACAAUACAAGAAAGAUUAUGUAAAAGGGACUGAGUUGAAUUUUAUCAAGUAUGUAAUUAUUAUUACCCUAUUAGACGGAAAUAUGCGAUCGAUAAUCGUAUACGCUACUCAUCGUUUACUUAAAUAGUUAUCUACUACAUGUUACUUGAUUGAUGUACAAAUUGAUGUACAUCUAUUAGUAAUGCGUACGCAUCGAAGAGGGCACUACGGCUUCAUUUAUGUUAAGUAAGGUGCGCCAAUAUAUCGACUCAUUUUCUGUAUAGUGAUGGUACAGUAAUAUUAUUGGUAUGUCAGAUCAUCAAUAUUACCAUCGCAUCUAUCACCGCAAGAAAUUACUAGCACUUCGUCAACACAAGCAAGCAAAUACAUCAAUGCUUACAAAUUUCAGCAAGAAUUUCGUUCUUGUCAAAUGUCAGCAGAAGAUGCCCUACUGGUUGAAGCUAAAUUAACUAGAAGUCAAUACAAGAUUAUUAGAAUGCAAAAUCCUGGCAUAUACCCAUCCUACAAAGUUGUACAGGAAGAGAAAAAGAAAUGCUAUCCAAAUAAGGAAAGUGUAAAUAUCACAACGACUUUAGCAGAAGUUGAAUUACAAGUUUUGCUAAAUUAUACCGUAGAAUGUUUGAUUACUGUAAAAAAGCAUGUCAUAAAUUCACUAGAUGAGAAGGAUUUGAGUAAUCUUUGUUUAAUAACCAAGUGGGGGUUUGAUGGUAGCUCCGGCCACAGUUUCUAUAAACAAGCGUUUCAUGAUUCUGCAGACCUUUAAAAAUCAACUUUAUUAAAGAAUCUUUAAAAGUUUCCAUGCUAGAAAAAAAUAGAGUUGAUAAAGAAAUCAGAAAUUUACAGAACAGUGAUUUAACUUAUAAUGGAAAAUUAAUUUCAGUUAAUCAUAAGUUAAUUUUUUCUAUGAUUGAUGGCAAAGUAUGCAAUUCACUAACUGAAACUUCUUCUACACAUAAAUGCUAUAUUUGUGGCGCAACAUCGAAAAGCUUUAAUUCUAUUGAUCAAAUGAUAAAUAGAGAAAUAAAAUCUGAUUAUUUACAAUUCGGGAUGUCAGUAGUACAUGGUUGGAUUCGAUUUUUUGAAUGCGUUUUGCAUUUAUCUUAUAAAAUCCCCAUAAAAAGUAGCAAGCUCGAGGUAAUGACGUUUUAAAUUGAGGUUAUAAUAGAAAUGAAAAUGGAAGAAAAACUAAUAGAAAAAGUAAGACAACAUGACGUGUUGUACAAUAUUCGGUCCCAUGACUACAGAAACCAAAAUAUGCGUCAAGAGGCUUGGGAGGAAAUAGGGGGAGAUUUGAAAAUCAAACGUAAGUGUACAUUAUUUAUAUAUUAUUUUUUAUUAUUUUUUUUAGUUUUUGUUUUGUUUUUUUCUGUUUCUUUCUCAAUUGUUUUCAUUUACAAUUCUUCCUCUGCGAACUAAAUCUGUUUGCCAGGAGACACUUCCUGUUCGAGAAUUGAAAUAUUCCUUAAAAUUCUCUCGUACUUGGAAUGCAGUUUGGGUACAGUUUCGUUUUAAAUUAUCUACAUUUUGUAAUGCGGUUAGAUGUGGCUCUGGCUGUGAUUCCAAUAGUGUGUUGUUUGGAUCACAUUUAGCAUCUGAGCAUAGCAUAUUAUGCAGUGAACAAGAUGCUAGCACAAUUUUGUCUACCAUUGUUGGUUGUACUUCUAAAGGUUUUUGAAAUACUCUCCAACGAGCAGCUAAUAUUCCAAACGCAUUUUCUACCACUCUGCGUGCUCGGGACAAUCUAUAGUUAAAUAUUUUAUUGGGCUCAUUAUUUGUAAGGUACUGCUUGCUAUAUGGCCGAAGAAGAUAAGAUUUUAAAGGAAAAGCCUCAUCCCCAACGAUAACGUAUGGCUGUGCUUCCCCAUUUUCUAAAAGAGGAGCAUUUUGCGGUACAUGUAAACUGUUAUCUUCUAACUUUUUUCCUAUCAUCGAACGAGAGAAUAUAUUACCAUCGCUAUUUCGACCGUAAAAUCCUACAUCAAUUGAUAUAAACUUGUAUUCAGCAUCAACAAGGGCUAAUAGCACAAUAGAAUGAUUUCCUUUGUAAUUGUAAAAUGAAGAACCUCCAUUUAUUGGACAUCUAAUAUUUAUAUGUUUUCCGUCUAUUGCCCCUAUGCAAUUUGGAAAAUUCCACAACAAGUUAAAUCGUUCUGCAACUUUUUUCCAAUUUUCUUCUGUUGGUGUGGGAAAUACAGUCGAUCCUAAUGUCUCCCAUAUAGCAUCGCAAACUUCUGCUACAAUUUUUCGAACUGUGCUAAAUCCUAACCUGUAGUUAAAAGCGAUGGAGCGAAAUGAAUUUCCGGUUGCCAAAAAUCUGCAAAUAUAAUUUCGUAAAUAUUUUAU
Molecule: messenger RNA, 4251 nt
Organism: Onthophagus taurus
Lineage: Eukaryota; Metazoa; Arthropoda; Insecta; Coleoptera; Scarabaeidae
Source: RefSeq, a predicted model, not a curated record